AUGGCACUUUAUAGUCGAAACGGUUUUUGUUGGUCACUAAAUCCGCUUCUUAUUAUUGUGGCAUUUUGUGAAUUUUGGCUUGGAAUCAGUCAUGUGCUAUUCUGUUUACCGUUCCAUCCUUUCCUGAUACCAGUCAUUGCUGCUGUUUUCGCUUUUAUCACCGCUUUUCACGCCCUUUUCCUUCGUUUUUCAAACAGAAUGGAUUUUGUACUCAAUUGUUGUUCUACAGCAUUGGGAUUGCUUCUACUAGCAUCAUCAGCCACUGAGACAUUUUGUGGAGUAGAUGGUAUACUGGACAGGGUAAAGGAUAAUGACGCCCGUGAUGCUUCAGGAGAUGGGAUUUCAAUGUUGCAAGCACUGUGUUAUGGCCUAUCAUAUCGCGCAUCAAGUUAUCAAAAGUAUUGUAACGAUUUCUUAAGGCCAUUCCAUGAUUCAUUGCUACUCAAAUUGGAUAUAACCUCCCACAGAAACUCAAUAAAUUUCAUGACAUCGUUCUUAUUGAGCGGAUUUGCAUUUGCGCAUACUGCCAUUUGUACAGCUCUUGCUUACUACAGCGCCGAAGAGAAUGGGUAUCUAAUCCGUUCUUAUCAUGGUCAACUGGUAGUUGGCAUAAUGAUGAUUCCCGCUGCAUUGCUUCAUCGCUUCUAUUGUUGUACAUAUUUCUACCUGUGGCCUGCUGUUCUCGUCGGUCUCUAUACUGUAUUUCAAUGCAUUGUUACCUGGAAAUACCACUAUCGAGGUAAAUUUGUUCGAUUAGCAAAUAUAUUUGGCUCGGGAAUUGCGACGGCAUUGGCUGCUGCAGCAUCAUUUGGAAUAUUUUGCUCUUUUACGAGAUCCUUAAUGAAUCGCUUCCCAUUUCAACGUCACUGUUAUUUGCCAGCAUUCGCAUACCAAUAUUGUUAUCGAGUUAUAGAUUUUCGUAGUCCAUACACGGAAUGGAAACGUGAGUAUGUGAUCGCUGAGACAAGUGCAAUUCAAGUCCUCAUCAAUCUGUGGUUAUUCAUUUCGGCUGUUCUCCUCUUCUCCUUCUCAAUGAAAUCAGCUUUUACUAUUGAAAUAUUACCCGGCUAUUUGCCAACACAAUCAGUCUCUUAA
Messenger RNA from Loa loa (African eye worm), 1095 nucleotides. RefSeq lists its product as hypothetical. The record is from RefSeq and is a predicted model, not a curated record. The transcript is spliced from 7 exons. Lineage: Eukaryota; Metazoa; Nematoda; Chromadorea; Rhabditida; Onchocercidae. Bases 1 to 1095 code for a protein of 364 amino acids.